UAGCAGGCUUGCACGUGCAGCGCACGUGUUGCAGAUUCCGUCCAACAUAAUAGACAAUUUUAAUAAAAUUGCAAAAUUGCAAAAAAAUUAAAUUUUGGGGGGGUAAAUUGAAAAAAUUAAAACAUUUGAGGUAAAAUCAACAGAGGUAUACAACUUCAAAGGGGUAAAGUGUAUUUUCCUCUAAAAAAAUUUUUGUUAUGUUUUUUUGUUAGUUAUAUUUAUAUGAGUUAAUAUUUAGUUUAUAAUGCUUCAAAAUUUGUUUUUGGAUUUAAAACUAAAACCUAAGGGUGGAAGGUUAACCCUUUAUGGAUGCUAUCACCUAAAAAGGAUUCGAUCAUCCUAAAUUUGGUGCUAAUGCCUCAAAUUUGGUGCUAAUACCUCAAAUUUGGAUUCCCCUUUAAUAUCUCUCUUCUUCAAUUAAAAAUAAAUAAAAAAUAAAAAUAAAAAUGUCUUAGCUUGGCAGCCACAAUUUGGCAGCCGCCGGAAAUCUCUAUUCCUUGACUUGUAUGGAUAUACUACACCACAUACAUGUAUUCCUUUCUCCUACUAAAAAAAUAUCAACCAUUAGAAAAUCAAUGGAUGCCAUUACCCAUCUUUUCGUCUAUUCUUUGUUCUUCUCUCUGUUUAGAAUCUCCAUUACACAAGACUCUAUUAUUCCAAGUCAGUCAAUCAGAGACGGUGGCACUACUUUAGUUUCAGCUGGCGGAUCAUUCCAGUUGGGAUUCUUCAGCCCAAGUAACUCCAAUAGUCGAUAUGUGGGAAUUUGGUACACAGUAUCUUCGGAGAUAGUUGUAUGGGUAGCCAACAGAGAAGCUUCGCUUAGCGAUCACUCGGGAAUUUUAAAGGUCACUGAUGGUGGAAUUCUUGUGCUUCUUAAUAGCACGAGUGAUGUUGUUUGGUCAUCUAAUACAUCAAGAACCGUAGAAAAUCCAGUUGCGCAGCUCUUGGACACCGGAAAUCUUGUUUUGAAAGAUAGAAACGAUGGUGACCCAGAGAAGUUUUUGUGGCAGAGUUUUGAUUAUCCUUGUGACACGCUCCUACCAGAAAUGAAGUUUGGAUGGAACUUAGUAACUGGUCUAGAGAGGUUUUUAUCACCUUGGAAGAGCACGGAAGAUCCUGCUCAAGGUGAGUAUUCUGUACGGAUAGAUCUUCGUGGGUAUCCACAGUGGGUUAAUAUGGAGGGAGAUUCAAUAAAGACUAGACCAGGGUCAUGGAAUGGCCUUCGUUUUACGGGAUAUCCUCUAUUAAGAUCCAAUCCAGUAUUUGAGUAUGAAUUCGUGUUGAAUGAGAAGGAGGUCUAUUACCAGUACAAGCUAUAUAACACUUCCGUUUUAUCAAGAUUACAGGUAAACCCAUCAGGCGUUCCGCAACGAUUCAAUUGGGUGGAUCGAAAACGGAGUUGGGAGCUUUUCUUUACAUUACACACAGAUGAGUGCGACAAUUAUGAUUUAUGCGGUGGAUAUGCUACCUGCAACAUCAAUAAAUCUCCUCCAUGUGCAUGCUUGGAAGGAUUCCUACCCAAGUCUCCAAAAAAUUGGGAUUCAGUACUAGAUUGGUCUGAUGGGUGUGUUCGAAGGACUCCUUUGGAAUGCAAUGGCGGAGAUGGAUUCCUGAAGCGCACGCGGUUGAAAUUGCCGGACACAUCUUCUUCAUGGUAUAACAAGAGCAUGAGCCUCAAGGAAUGCGAAGGAAUAUGUUUGAAAAACUGCAACUGCACAGCAUAUACAAGUUUAGAUGUCAGGGGAGGAGGAAGCGGCUGCGUGCUUUGGUUUGGUAGCCUAAUUGAUAUAAGCGAAUACUCCGGCUCCGAGUCUGGGCAAGACCUCUAUAUCAGGAUGGCCACUUUAGAACUCGAACAUCUUGAGAAAAAGAGGCACUCCGGUGAGAAGAAACUAGUAGCAAUUAUAGUCAGCUCAGCAUUACUAUUCGUGGGAAUGACAAUAGUUGCACUAGUCUCAUACAUAUGGAAGAAGAAACUCAAGACCCAAGGAACCAAAAAAACAAUUCUUGGGGAAGAUAUGGAGUUACCAAUGUUUGAUCUAGCAACCAUAGCUAAUGCAACAGAUAAUUUUUCAAACAACAAGAAACUGGGAGAAGGUGGCUUUGGACCUGUGUACAAGGGUAAAUUGCCAGAUGGAAGAGAUAUAGUUGUGAAGAGGCUCUCAAAGAAUUCUAAACAAGGAUUGAACGAGUUAAAAAAUGAAGUUAUUUUGAUUGCCAAACUUCAACAUCGUAAUCUUGUGAGGCUUCUUGGUUGUUGCAUUCAAGAGAAUGAGAACAUGUUAAUCUAUGAAUAUAUGCCCAACAAAAGCUUGGACUUCUUAAUUUUUGAUCCAGCAAAGAGUAAAUUACUAGAUUGGCAUAAGCGCAUUAACAUUAUUUAUGGUGUUGCUAAAGGGCUCCUCUAUCUUCAUGAAGACUCUAGAUUGCGAAUUAUUCAUAGAGAUCUCAAAGCUAGCAAUAUCCUUCUUGAUAACAAUAUGAAUCCAAAAAUUUCAGACUUUGGCCUUGCUAAAUCAUUCGGGGGAGAUCAAAUUGAUUCCGAGACCAAUAGGAUUAUUGGAACAUAUGGAUAUAUGUCUCCCGAGUAUGCAGUGCAUGGACAGUAUUCAAUAAAAUCUGAUGUAUUUAGCUUUGGAGUUUUAGUAUUAGAGAUAUUGAGUGGAAAGAAGAACAGUGGAUUUUGUCACCCAAACCACCACCUUAAUCUUCUUGGACAUGCAUGGAAACUAUGGAUUGAAGACAAGCCAAUGGAACUGAUCGAUGAAUUGGUAGGUAACUCUUGCACUCUAUCUAGUGUAUUACAACACAUUCAUGUGGGUCUGUUAUGUGUGCAACAAAGACCGGAAGAUAGACCAAACAUGUCGUCUGUUGUUCAAAUGUUGACCAGUGAGAGUUUAUUGCCUAAGCCGAAACAGCCUGGUUUCUUUACGGAUUCACCUACAGCAGGUUUUUCUAGCAAGCAUGGCACUUCUUCAGCUAACGAAAUCUCCAAUACAGUGUUUGAAGUGAUUAAGAGCACCACAAAGACUACGCCAAUGGCAGCUCCAAUUACCACUAUCACCUUCAUCGUUUGGUUCUCCUUCAACUCUGAAGCAGACAUUCUAAUGUACAGAUCCUGCCCAUUAGCCGGAAACUGUCUAAUAUCAAGCAGGUCACCAUACCAGAUGGCGCAGCCACUACCUCCUCCUCUGAUGUCUGAGACUGCUCCAAGCUUUUUUGGCUUCGAUCCAUAUGAAGCGCUGAUGCGAGGAGAGUUCAAAAACCGGGUUGACCUUCAACUCCUGCUCACCGCUGUUAUGAACGCCGUUCCACGGGCCGCCCCGGUAGUACUUCUCAGAGCCUUUCUUCAUGACAUUAUCAGGGUAGUUAUGAAGCUCAAGACCCCAGUACUAGAUUUCCUGAAUCUAAAAGCUGUGCUAUUGGAUUCCAAGCCUCUUUCGUUGAAUUCGCCGACCAAACAACAGUCCUGUUCUGGCCGAGAAAUCUGCAAAUCAAUGGAAAGUAGUACUCUUCCCUCUACGUUUAUUGUUCUUAACUUGGUCUUUUUCUGCUUCCAAAUCUCCUUAGCAGUUGACAGCAUUACUCGAUCACAAACUGUCACUGAUGGCAGAACCUUAGUUUCCAAAGACGGAAGCUUUGAACUUGGUUUCUUCAGUCCCGGGAGUUCCAAGAGUCGUUACUUGGGAAUUUGGUACAAGAAAAUCCCAGAUACAGCUGUCGUUUGGGUUGCAAACCGGGUUAACCCAAUCAAUGACUCAUCUGGGAUUUUGGCAAUAAACGGCAGGGGCAAUGUUCUCCUCCUCGACAGCAGCAAGACGGUUGUUUGGUCUACAAACUCUUCGAAACAGCCUCAGAAUCCAGUGUUGCAACUCUUAGAUUCGGGAAAUCUUGUCUUGAGAGAUGAUGGGAAAGAUGGAAAUUCAGACAACUAUUUGUGGCAGAGCUUUGAUUACCCAUCUGAUACAUUGCUACCAGAUAUGAAGGUAGGAUGGGAUUCAAAGAGCGGUCUGAACCGGCGUCUAACGUCGUGGAAGAGCUCAGACGAUCCAUCUCCAGGACACUUGGUUUGGGGGCUUGCUCUGACUAACUACCCUGAGGGUGUUUUGUGGCGAGGCUCACAGAUAUACUACCGCACCGGCCCAUCAAACGGCGUCGGAGUUAGCGGUUCUCCAGAUUUGAAGACAAAUCCAGUUUUUGAUUUCAAGCUUGUCGACAAUGACAACGAGCAUUACUUCAUAUACACUCUGAAAAAUAACUCUGUUAUCUCCAGAGUAAUUCUGAACCAGAGUCACGAUGUGUUUCAACGUGAGAUAUGGAUAGAAGCAGAGGAGACUUGGAAAAUCUACGCAACAUCGCCUACAGACUACUGCGACGAUUAUGGGCUUUGUGGCGCCUAUGGCAAUUGUUUCAUCAAUGAAUCUCCUGUCUGCCAAUGUUUGAAAGGAUUCAAGCCCAAAUCACAAGAGAAAUGGGAAUUAAUGGAUUGGUCUCAAGGCUGUGUACGCAGCCAACCGUUGAGCUGCCAUGAUAAACAUAAUCAUGGAUUUGUCAGAUUUGUUGGCUUGAAACUCCCAGAUACCACCCAUACAUGGCUCAACGAAAGUAUGAAUCUGAAGGAAUGCAGGGCAAAAUGCUUGGACAACUGCUCCUGUAUGGCUUAUGCAAACUCAGAUAUCAGAGGAGGAGGUAGUGGCUGCGCCAUCUGGUUUGGUGAUCUAAUUGACAUCAGAGAAUUUCCAGAAUCUGGGCAGGAUCUUUACAUUCGAAUGGCUGCUUCAGAUCUGUUAGAGAUGAAAGAUGAUACUGAAAAGAUCAAGAUAGCAGCGAUAUCUGUAGGUUCCGUUAUAAUUAUUUCUGCGAUGAUCUUAGCUAGCAAAUACAUUCGCAGAAGCAGGACAAAGUUAAAAGAGGAAAUGGAGAAAAGUAGAAGAAUUGGUCUGAACGAUCAAGGCCAAGAAGAAGACAUGGAUAUCCAAUUUUUUGACCUUUCCACAAUAACUAAAGCCACCGAUAACUUUUCAAUCGACAACAAGCUUGGAGAAGGUGGUUUUGGACCCGUUUACAAGGGUUUACUAGCAGAUGGACAAGAAAUUGCUGUAAAGAGGCUUUCAAGGAGUUCUGGACAAGGAGUGAACGAGUUCAAAAAUGAAGUAUUAUUGAUUGCUAAGCUUCAGCAUCGAAAUCUAGUAAAGCUUCUUGGUUGUUGCAUUCAGGGAGAAGAGAAAAUGUUGGUCUAUGAAUACAUGCCGAACAAGAGCUUGGACUUUUUCAUUUUUGAUAAAACAAGAGGUCAACUACUCGAUUGGCCUAAGCGCUUCCAUAUUAUUGGUGGGAUUGCAAGGGGGCUUCUCUAUCUUCACGAAGAUUCCAGAUUGAGGAUCAUACAUAGAGAUCUCAAGGCAAGUAAUGUUUUACUUGAUGGCGAGAUGAAUCCCAAAAUUUCAGACUUCGGCAUGGCUAGAACUUGUGGAGGAAAUCAGACUCAAGGAAACACAAACAUAAUUGUUGGAACUUAUGGUUAUAUGGCACCAGAAUAUGCUUUUGAUGGCCUUUUUUCGACAAAGUCUGAUGUCUUUAGCUUUGGCAUCAUAUUGCUGGAGAUUGUGAGCGGAAAGAGAAAUAGAGGGCUCUCUAAUCAAGACCACAACCUAAACCUCGUCGGAUAUGCGUGGAAACUGUGGAAAGAAGGGAGACCUUUGGAAUUGAUGGAUGCUUGCUUAGAGGACUCACACUCUCAGCCAUCUGAAGUUCUGCGUUGUAUCCAUGUUAGUCUCCUAUCUGUGCAGCAGCGUCCUGAAGAUAGGCCAAGCAUGUCUUCCAUAGUUCUCAUGUUGGGUAGUGAGAGUUCCUUGCCUCAACCCAAAGAACCUGGUUUUUUCAUGGAGAAAGAUACAAAUGAACCAUACUCUUUUUCAAGUAAGCAUGAAUCAUCUACGACCAAUGAAAUAAGCAUUACACAACUGGAGGCUCGAUAAAGAUUAGUUAUGUAUAUUCAUGCAGGAAAAACGCUUGUUGAUCUUGGUUGAAAUUUGGAAGUGUCAAUCUAUCUUGAGCUUGAAAUUCUUCUGGUAUAGUUUGAACUGCAUUAUCAUCGUCAUCUUCAUCUUGAACCUUAUCUGAUGGUUUAAUUUGAUUAUUGAAUUA
Corylus avellana is the source of this 6147-nucleotide messenger RNA. Lineage: Eukaryota; Viridiplantae; Streptophyta; Magnoliopsida; Fagales; Betulaceae. The record is from RefSeq and is a predicted model, not a curated record.